AAGACCGACAUCAUCAAUCGCCAUCGACGACACCCCGCGCUCGUUCAAGCUUACGUUCCUUACUCAAACCGCCAAAAUGACCCGCGCCCAGCAGACCAUCUCUCUCGCCCUCCUCGUCUCCUCCCUCUACCUUGCUCUCUUCCUGGAGCUCAUCCCUCUUCCUCCCCUGAUCCAGGAGCAGAUCGUCCCUGUGCUCCCCUUCUGGGCACUCGUGUCCUUUGGCGCAUACCUCCUCUUCCGACUCGGCUUCGGCAUCCUCACCUUCAACGACGUUCCCAACGCGCACAAGGAGCUCACGGCGGAGAUUGAGCAGGCCAAGGUCGAGCUACGAAAGCUCGGCGUCACCGUCGACUAAUUGCCUACCGAAUGAACUACGAUGAUCUAGAUGGGGCAAAAAGGGGGUUGGAUGCAUUUUGGCUCUUGGGGCCUAAUCAACUUUAAUCUACAAUAAUCUGGUAUCUUGCUGGUGUGGCCCGCGCGAAAAGAUUUCCUUUACACCACGCCAAUGCAUUCGUAAACUUUGCCAUAUAUCCCGACUCUAUCAUGAUUGCUCGCCUGCGAUGAGCGCUACAAUUG
Fusarium graminearum PH-1 is the source of this 576-nucleotide messenger RNA. RefSeq lists its product as uncharacterized. Gene Ontology annotation, cellular component: endoplasmic reticulum membrane; dolichol-phosphate-mannose synthase complex. The transcript has 3 exons. NCBI's taxonomy places the organism in Eukaryota, Fungi, Ascomycota, Sordariomycetes, Hypocreales, Nectriaceae. Gene Ontology annotation, biological process: GPI anchor biosynthetic process. The record is from RefSeq and is a predicted model, not a curated record. The coding region runs from base 77 to 355 and encodes 92 amino acids.